UAUUUUAUUUUUUUACCAAAACCCCAAAGAUUUUUCCAACCUUUCUCGUGAGAUGUCUAGUUCAUUCACACGCUAAUAAAGGCAACACCCUUUCCCUUCAACACAACUCCAUCACACAUUGCUUCACCUAAUUAUUUUUGCUUUCAAUAAUUUUAUAUUCACAUUUCAUUUUUCUUACACUUUCAAUAUUAUUUGACCUUUGAGUAUCAUUGACUCUAAUUUUCAUAAACAGUUUCCACUUUCUUGAGCAGUGUGGUUAGUUCACUGCAAUGGCGUCUGGUUGUGUGACCUUAAAAGCUAACACCCAUUGUAUAGAUUCAAAAAAAGGUUCUUUUUUUGGUGAUAGAAUCAAAGGAAGCUUCAACAACAGUUCCUGGGUCACGGAUCAGUUGAAUCAACGUUUGAGAACACAGAAGAAGAUCAAACAUGGUGCUUUAUCUGCUAUUCUUACUUCAGAUGAUCCUAAAGGAUCCUUGACCUUGCAAGUGCCUUCAUUCAUGAGAGUAAGAGCUGAUCCAAAGAAUGUUAUUUCCAUUGUAUUGGGAGGAGGACCAGGGACACAUCUCUAUCCUCUAACCAAACGAGCUGCGACACCUGCGGUUCCUGUUGGGGGGUGCUAUAGGCUUAUAGACAUUCCAAUGAGCAAUUGCAUCAACAGUGGCAUCAACAAAAUAUUUGUGCUAACUCAGUUCAAUUCCGCAUCUCUCAACCGUCACAUCGCUCGCACCUAUUUUGGAAAUGGCGUCAACUUUGGGGAUGGAUUUGUGGAGGUCCUGGCGGCGACACAAACACCAGGAGAAGCUGGAAAGAAGUGGUUUCAAGGAACUGCAGAUGCUGUGAGGCAAUUUACCUGGAUAUUUGAGGAUGCCAAGAAUAUAAACGUUGAUAAUGUAUUGAUCUUGGCGGGGGAUCAUUUAUACCGAAUGGAUUAUAUGGACCUUGUGCAGAGUCACAUUGAUAGAAAUGCCGAUAUUACAAUUUCGUGCGCUGCUGUUGGUGACAGCCGUGCAUCGGAUUAUGGAUUGGUCAAGGUAGACGACAGAGGCAACAUCAUCCAAUUUUCAGAAAAACCAAAGGGGAAUGAUCUGAAAGCAAUGCAAGUAGAUACCACUCUUCAUGGUUUGUCGCCCCAAGAUGCAUUGAAGUCACCAUAUAUUGCAUCUAUGGGGGUUUAUGUAUUCAAGAAAGAUGUUUUACUCAAGCUUCUGAAAUGGAGAUAUCCUACAUCUAAUGACUUCGGAUCUGAAAUCAUUCCUUCAGCUAUAAGGGAACACAAUGUCAAAGCAUAUUUUUUCGGAGACUACUGGGAAGAUAUCGGAACAAUAAAAUCCUUUUACGAUGCUAAUCUUGCUCUUACUGAAGAGAGUCCAAAGUUUGAGUUUUAUGAUCCCAAGACACCUAUUUUCACAUCUCCAGGAUUCCUACCACCAACAAAGAUUGACAAUUGCCGGGUGGUAGAUGCCAUUAUCUCCCAUGGAUGUUUCCUGCGAGAGUGUACAAUCCAACACUCCAUUGUGGGCGAAAGAUCGCGUUUAGAUUAUGGUGUCGAACUUCAGGAGACCGUAAUGAUGGGAGCAGACAAUUACCAAACUGAAUCCGAAAUCGCUUCUCUACUCGCAGAGGGGAAGGUCCCUAUUGGGAUUGGAAGGAAUACCAAAAUUAGGAACUGCAUUAUAGACAAGAAUGCAAAGAUUGGGAAAGAUGUCAUCAUCGCAAACAAAGAUGGCGUUCAAGAAGCAGAUAGAUCAGAAGACGGGUUCUACAUUCGAUCAGGAAUCACAAUCAUAAUGGAGAAAGCAACCAUAGAAGAUGGAACUGUCAUAUAAAUUAAUGGUUAGUGCUUAUUUCAUGAGAUGGUUUUCCUAAGGCGCCGAGGAAGAAGCAUUUGUGAGACCAUUCCGGCCCAUCUUUGGGUGCAGAAUGGUAACUGCUGCAAAAUGCUAUGAUCAAUAGAGAAAGGCAUCAUGUUGUAAAAAUAAGAGCUCUCCCACUAGUUUGUAAAAAUAGAAUGAAUAAAUCAUGGAAGUCAAAAUGCACAAAAGUAAAUAAAUUGAAGGGCUGAGCUAUGAAGUUUCCAUAUCCCCUCCCUUGCAACUGCAAAAGACACCUUUUAAAUUAUUGUAUCACUGAAUUAUUAUUUUAAAUUAAAUGGUAGUGAUAAUGAAUCUCAUCACUUGUUGUUGCUCCAA
Cicer arietinum (chickpea) is the source of this 2189-nucleotide messenger RNA. Its product is annotated as glucose-1-phosphate adenylyltransferase large subunit 1. Lineage: Eukaryota; Viridiplantae; Streptophyta; Magnoliopsida; Fabales; Fabaceae. The record is from RefSeq and is a predicted model, not a curated record. Gene Ontology annotation, molecular function: glucose-1-phosphate adenylyltransferase activity. Gene Ontology annotation, biological process: glycogen biosynthetic process.